Solea senegalensis (Senegalese sole) is the source of this 1882-nucleotide messenger RNA. It is a transcript of the gene gdpgp1, whose product is annotated as GDP-D-glucose phosphorylase 1. Lineage: Eukaryota; Metazoa; Chordata; Actinopteri; Pleuronectiformes; Soleidae. The transcript has 2 exons. Gene Ontology annotation, cellular component: cytoplasm. The record is from RefSeq and is a predicted model, not a curated record. Gene Ontology annotation, biological process: glucose metabolic process. Bases 128 to 1249 code for a protein of 373 amino acids. Gene Ontology annotation, molecular function: GDP-D-glucose phosphorylase activity.
GAGGCGCAGGAACCGGUUCAGGACACAGACACAUGAAGAUGUGACAUAUGACAUAAAAUAACACGCGUUGUGUUGUAUCACUGUCUUUUUUUAUUGGUAUUUUUGAACUAUCGUUUGUUCCAAGACGAUGUCAGAAGCUAAAGAUUCAUCGGUGCCGCUCCAGUUCGUGUAUACUGACCGGGACUUUGUCACAGACGUAUGUCGCAGUAGCGGAAACAGUACCGGGAAGCCUUCGUUGCUUGCACAGUUUGACACACUUCUUCAAACCGGCUGGACAGACAGAAUGGAGCGAGGACUGUUUCGCUAUAAUCUGGGUGAUUUACAGACGCGUGUCAUUCCAGGCUCACAUAACUUUGUGGCUCAGUUGAAUGUUCAAAGAGGAACAGAGAAAAGAAAGCCUCAGGAGAUACUGAGCAUUAAGCAGGAGUUCAAUCCGAGACAGUUUAAUUUUAACAAAAUCAAUCCAGAAGAAAUCCUUUUUGAAAUGAUCAAGGACACACACGGGGGCACAGCUUUGCAAAACGGUGGACAGUUGCUUCAGCCAAGUAGGAUGACCGUGCUGGUCAAUGUCAGUCCUCUGGAGUUUGGACACUGUCUCUUUGUUCCUGAUCCGUCACGCUGUUUACCGCAGGUUCUGACUCGUUUCACCAUCCAGGUUGGAAUAGAAUCUGUGCUCCUGAGUUCUGGCACUGGCUUUCGUGUGGGUUUCAACAGUCUGGGAGGAUUUGCAUCCGUCAAUCAUUUACACCUUCAUGGCUAUUACAUGGACCACGAGCUCAAGAUAGAGUCUAUGAAGGUCAAGCCGCUAGUUCCUGAAAAGGGUUUUUAUCGAAUGUGUGACUUUACUGCAGGUUUUUUGUUUUACACAGAGUCAGAGGAGGUGGAGGACGUUGCCAGAGCCAUUUGUGAAGUGACAGACUUCCUGGUGGAUGGCAACAUCGCUCACAACCUGUUCUUGACUAGAGGAUGUCCACCCUGUGAUCACAUCGAGAGCGAAAAUAAUGUGUGUGUAAGAAAAGGUGUUCGUAUUGCUGUGUGGCCCAGGCUGUCUUGUUUUGGUGCCAAAGAGGACUCGGCCUUCAACGUUGCUCUUUGUGAGCUGGCUGGACAUUUACCUUUUAAGAACAACAGGGACUAUGAGCUCUCCACUGAGAAAGAUGUGACCGAUAUCAUUCAGAAGUACCUUCUGCCCGAGGAUGGGAUGCAAGCCUUAGAACAGCAGCUUACUCGACUGUUACUGGGUUUCUAAAUCCAUGUAUUAAUAAUCCCCUGAAAUAGAUGUCGCAUAGAUUUCAGUUUGAGUGUUUCAUGUUUUGGAACAUAAAUUAAGAAAAUGAUGCAUCUAGCCUAAAUAUAGGAUGUGCACAUCACUACUGAAUACAGUUACAAGGUUCCAGUCAGGUUUUUUCUGGCUGACUGUUGUGGUCUAACCAUAAAGGGGGAUUAUACAUUAAGUUUUAUUAUUUGUGACAUUAUGGAUUUUUAAACAGCUGAUAUAUUUUACUGAAACUUUUAAAAUAAAGUUAGAAAACCAAUUACAAAUUACAAAAACACACAUUCUGGCUUGUUUGUUGUUUGGUUUGAACUUGCUCAUGUUACUGCACUGUUGUGCAGAAGAAGGGGCUACAAUGGACUGUUUAUUGAUGAAGAAGAUGAUGAGGGUGACGCAAAUGUUGAGCUGAGUCUGUGGUCAUUCCCAGCCUUUUUCUUGAAGGACCCAUAUUUCCUUGUUAAUAGGAGUUUGAUUGUCGGUUAUUAGUCACACAUUACUGCAGCUUUAUUUAUAAUAAAGAUUAGUAUAUCUAGACAGCAGACAGUAAAGGAUUUCACCUGUAGUAUAUGGUGUGUAUGUCACAGUUGUAUAAAUUGAAAUGAAAAAUAA